This is a messenger RNA of Neolamprologus brichardi, 2151 nucleotides long. The record is from RefSeq and is a predicted model, not a curated record. NCBI's taxonomy places the organism in Eukaryota, Metazoa, Chordata, Actinopteri, Cichliformes, Cichlidae.
AGGGAGAUGAACCACGCCGCAGGUCCCGGAGCAGCAGACGAGCCGGGCAGACCCGUUCACUUAUCGUCCUCCUCCUCGGCCCUCCUCCUUUCUCUACGGGACACCUCACACCGUCCGGGAUCAUGCUGUUCCUUCAUACGGCUGAGUUAUCAUCGCCCUGUUGGAUCGCAGCUGAGUGAAAGAGAAAGUCCACACUGGAGCUGAACCCUGCGCACUUGCCUUGUUUUUUUAAACUUUGCCACUGUGGAUGAGCUCCCUGAUUUCUGAGUAACUCCAGCGGAUUUUCUGGCUCGCUUUUCUCCCCCACAUAUCUUGGACUAUUCCCACAGCAGAGGAGAUAUGUUUCUCUUGUUCGUGGUCAGCCUGGCUGUGUUUUCAGAUGCAGGUCUGUCUGAGGUGGUGUUUAAUGGGGGCGUGGCCCCCCGUUGUGAGAACCGCGCCUGCAACCCCCGCAUGGGGAACCUCGCCUUGGGUCGCAGGGUGCUGACGCAGACCGUCUGCGGCAACAACGGCAGCGAGCUCCACUGCUUCUACUCCGACCCCGACGCCAACCUGGCCUGCAGCCCCGCCAAGUGCACCAAAUGCAACGCCGGCCUGCCCCACCUGUCCCAUCUGGCCGGGGCCAUGUCCGACUCCUCCUUCCGUCACCCGAACACCUGGUGGCAGUCGGCUGGAGAUGUGGAGUCGGAGACUGUGCAGCUGGACCUGGAGACGGAGUUCUACUUCACGCAUCUCAUCCUGGUGUUUCGCUCACCUAGGCCUGCCGCCAUGACUCUGGAGCGCUCGCAGGACUUCGGGAGAACUUGGAGGAUGAUGCAGUACUACGCCACCAACUGCAGCGCCGCCUUCAGGCUGGAAGACGGAAAGGCAGGCAUUGGCCAGGAUGGCGCCACCUGCACGUCCAAGUACUCAGGCGCCUACCCCUGCAACCGCGGAGAGGUGAUCUACCGAACCCUUCCGAAGUGGGAGUCCCUGGAUCCUUACGGGCUGAAGGGCCAGCAGCAGCUGAAGGUGACCAACAUCCGGAUCAGACUGCUGAAGCAUCAGAAGUGUCCCUGCCAGGCCAAAGACCUCACCUCCGCACACGAACCCCUCCCCACCCGACACUUCGCCAUCUACGACCUGAUAGUGAAGGGGAGCUGCUUCUGUAACGGCCACGCCGAUCAGUGUGUCCCCAUGCCGGGAUACCAGCCCAUCAGAGACCGGACCAACCACGUGGUCCAUGGGAAGUGUGUGUGCAGACACAACACUGCAGGUGAUCACUGCGAGCGCUGCGCUCCUCUGUACAACGACAGACCGUGGCAGCCUGCCGAUGGACUGACGGGAGCGCCGCAUGAAUGUCGGAAGUGCAAGUGUAACGGACACGCUCAGAACUGCCGCUUUGAUUGGAUAGCGUGGCGAGAGUCUGGCCAGCGAAGCGGAGGCGUCUGCGAUUGUCUGCACAACACCGAAGGGCGACAGUGUGAGAAAUGCAAGCCAGGCUUUUACAGAGAUCCCAACCGACCACACGCCGCCCCCGACACCUGCAAACCAUGUAAUUGUCACCCCAUGGGCUCAAUGCCCUUCCACUUGGCAGACGGCUCGCUCUGUGACCCCGCAAACGGGAACUGCAUCUGCAAACCAGGCAUCGGUGGAGCCCACUGCGACAGGUGCAUGGUGGGAUACUGGGGCUUUCACGAAUACGGAUGCCGUCCAUGUGAAUGUGCAGGAGACUGUGAUCCGUUUACUGGAGACUGCAUGUUUGGCUCUGAUCUGGAGUUGUACCACCUGGACAGAAACGCCAGUGAGUCAGUCAGAAUCUUCAGAACGGACGAACUCUUCUCUGCUCUUCACUUAGAGAAGUGUGAGUGCCAAGAGCAAAGUCUGACCAACAGCAAACUCUUUUGCACCAUGAAUUAUGCAUACGUGCUGAAGGUGAGAGUGCUAGCAGCUCACGAUAAGGGCUCCCAUGCUGAGGUGGAGGUCAAAGUUCAGAAGGUACUCAGUCAGAACACCAAAAUGAAGAUACAGCGCAGUCGCGUCACCCUUUACCCCGAGUCCUGGACCGCACGGGGCUGCACUUGCCCUAUCCUCAAUCCAGGAGUCAAGAAAAUGUUUUCUUUGCUGUCGCUGCUGCAGCUCAAGAAUUUCAGCAGCAUGUCCGAGAACUGA